Sorghum bicolor (sorghum) is the source of this 1253-nucleotide messenger RNA. Its product is annotated as HMG-Y-related protein A. Gene Ontology annotation, cellular component: nucleolus; nucleosome; nucleus. The record is from RefSeq and is a predicted model, not a curated record. Lineage: Eukaryota; Viridiplantae; Streptophyta; Magnoliopsida; Poales; Poaceae. The transcript is spliced from 2 exons. The coding region runs from base 249 to 845 and encodes 198 amino acids. Gene Ontology annotation, biological process: regulation of DNA-templated transcription; negative regulation of DNA recombination; chromosome condensation. Gene Ontology annotation, molecular function: nucleosomal DNA binding; double-stranded DNA binding.
CACACUCUCCCUGCAGACACAACCGAAAAACCAAGGGGAAAAAAUAGUAAAGAAACGGAGCGAGGCGAGGCGAGGCUCCGCUCCUCCUCCCCGGUCUAUCCUGCCUGAUCCAAAUCCUCCCUCGCUUCAUAUAUCCUCCUCCGACGAAAAUAAUUCCAUUCAUUCCUUCCGCACCGGCACCCGCAUCUGGGCAAGGAGGGCUCGUCGUCGUCCCUUGCUCGUCUCCGUCCUGCGCCGCCGCCGCCGCCAUGGCCACCGAGGAAGCUGCCAAGCCGUCCCCGAUCCCGCCCUACCCUGAGAUGAUCCUGGCGGCGAUCGAAGGUCUGGGAGACAAAAACGGGUCGAACAAAUCGGCCAUCUCCAAGUUCAUCGAGGACAAGUACGGCGAGCUGCCCCCGGCGCACGCGUCGCUGCUGACCGCGCACCUGGCGCGGAUGAAGGAGUCCGGGGAGCUCAUCUUCCUGAAAAACAACUACUUCCGCGCCGACGCCCCCGACGCGCCGCCCAAGCGCGGGCGCGGGCGCCCGCCCAAGGCGCGGGACCCGAACGCUCCCCCGCCACCGCCCAAGUCGCCGGCUUCCGCGGGGACGGGCCGCGGCCGCGGCCGCCCGCCCAAGGCCAAGAGCGCGCUCGACGCCGCCGUCAAGCAGGCCACCGCGGGGAUGCCCAAGGCCCGCGGCCGCCCGCCCAAGAAGGCCAAGACCUCCGAGGACGGCGCGUCCCCGGCUCCCAAGCCCGCGCCAACCCCUGCCCCCGCCGGCGACGGCUCCACCCCCGUCAAGCGUGGCCGCGGUAGGCCCCCCAAGGUACGCCCCGUCGUGCCUAGCGAGACGGCCGCGGCUUGACGCCGCCGCUGCUGCUUGCGGUUAGUGCUUCCCGCCGUGAGGACGGGGCUGGUUCUGGUUGGUUAGGAGGUAGCAAUUCGUCGUUGCCGCUGCUGCUGCUGCCGUAUUAAUGUUGGUAGACUUGAGGUUUCGUUGCUUCAUCUAAUUGUCGUCGUCGUCGUCGCUGUUGUUCGUCUCUGGAUUAAUUAAUGGAGUAAUUAGGAGGAUUUGAUGGCGCUGCCUGUGUUCUGUGUUGCUGUUCAGUUGAGGUCACCCGUGUGUUCUAUGUUAUGUGCUGCUGGAUCUGUUGUAAAACUGAUGAGCUAGGUGAGCUUGAGUGAUGCCUGUGUUGAUUAAGUAUUGUUAAGCUGCUAAUGUGGAUGAUGUGUACAAUUAAAUUAAAUUAGCGGAUGGUGGUGAUGUUCCUGA